Molecule: messenger RNA, 1081 nt
Organism: Orycteropus afer afer
Lineage: Eukaryota; Metazoa; Chordata; Mammalia; Tubulidentata; Orycteropodidae
Gene: LRRC23
Product: leucine rich repeat containing 23
Molecular function (GO): protein binding
Source: RefSeq, a predicted model, not a curated record
UCCAGAGCCUUCAGCCAGGAAGAAAGAUGUCAGAUGAAGAUGACCUGGAGGAUUUUGAGGCAGACCAGGAUGACUUUGAAAAAGAAGAUGACGAAAAGGAGACAGAGGAGGGAGAGGACUACAGGAAAGAGGGGGAAGACUUAUCUGAGGAUUGGAUGCCCAACUCCCUCACAGAGGACUUGAUGAAGGAAGGGCUUUCUUUGCUCUGUAAGACUGGCAAUGGACUGGCUCAUGCUUAUGUCAAGUUGGAGGUCAAAGACAGGGAUCUGACAGACAUCUACUUGCUGCGUUCCUAUGUCCAUCUGCGCUAUGUGGAUGUUUCUGAGAACCACCUGACAGACUUGUCCCCACUCAAUUACCUCACCCACUUGCUCUGGCUCAAGGCUGAUGGCAACCGGCUGCGGAGUGCCCGGCUUGAUGAACUGCCCUACCUACAGAUUGCCAGUUUUGCUUAUAACCAGAUCACUGACACUGAGGGCAUCUCUCAUCCUCGUCUGGGUAGCCUGGAUCUCAAAGGGAACCGCAUCCGUAUGGUGACAGGUCUGGAUCCCCAAAAGCUGAACAGCCUGCACACACUGGAGCUUCGGCGGAACCAGCUGGACAGCACCCUGGGGAUCAACCUCCCCAAGCUGAAGAAUCUCUUCCUGGCCCAGAACAUGCUGAAGAGAGUGGAAGGCCUGGAGAACCUAAGCAAUCUCACCACCUUGCAUCUUCGAGAUAACCAGAUUGAAACCCUGAGUGGCUUUUCCCGGGAAAUGAAAUCACUGCAGUACCUCAACCUGAGGGGCAAUAUGGUGACUGACCUGGGGGAACUGAGCAAGCUUCGGGACCUGCCCAAACUGCGGGCCCUGGUGCUGCUGGAAAAUCCGUGCACAGAUGAGAGCGAUUACCGCCAGGAGGCUCUGGUGCAGAUGGCGCAUCUUGAACGGUUGGACAAGGACUUCUAUGAGGAGGAGGAACGGGCUGAGGCUGAGGAAAUCCGUCAGAGGAUGAAGGAGGACCAGGAGCAUGAGGCUGAGCCUGACCAUGAGGAGGACCUGGACCAGUCAACAAACUAAAAGCAGUUCUAGCCUUUGAAGAU